Molecule: messenger RNA, 1458 nt
Organism: Monomorium pharaonis (pharaoh ant)
Lineage: Eukaryota; Metazoa; Arthropoda; Insecta; Hymenoptera; Formicidae
Exons: 7
Coding region: 189-806 (205 amino acids)
Source: RefSeq, a predicted model, not a curated record
UAUGUCAAGAGGGUAAUUCAAGAUAACGCGGUACAAUCGGAUUGCGUUAACGACAGAAAAAAAAGGAAAAGGGGGAAAGAAAGUUAUACGACUGUUGCAGAAUUUAUUCACAAGCGAUUUCACCCUCUCGAGUCGAGAAAAAGCUCUUCGUUAAAAAAGCGUAAAUCUGUGGAACUACCGGACGUCCCAUGAUAGCGCAGACGAAGGACCUCGCGAAGGAUCCCAUCGGCGACAUGUCCACUUACGAAAGACCGGGCGAAACGCAUCUGUCGACGAUGACGAGGAUUGUAGGGGUGUGCACCGCUAUUGUUGUGUGCGGCGUCGGCGCGGAUGUGGCGUAUCAUCGGCACGUCAUGGGGCUUUACGUUACGGCGGCGUCGGGUGUGAUCUUCUUUCUCGAGAUAACUUGGGCCAUCACGCUGUUCGUGCAGCUCUGCACCAGGAACGAGGACUCUCUCUGUUUGCAUUGCUGGUUCAGCGUUCUGGCGGUCACGCGGGGCUGGCGAAGAGCAUUGUUUUAUUUACCGUUGUCCUGCGUCCUGGCGUGGCGACCCAAUAGACUUUGGCUAUCCUACGUCGCGGCCGGCCUACUGGCAGUACUGUCCUUGCUGCAUAUUGCAUCGAGCGCACUCGGACGACGAGAUCUUUGCCAAUCGAGCGCCGGGACCGAUUCGGUAGGCGAGAGCCUCUUGAAUGCCAGACAGGAGAAUUACGAUCGUUUCGAGGAAGUUUUGGUGACGGAGGUUCUUGAUGACGGGGUGUCAGGACCAGGCCGCUGUCCCGGGGACAGCGACGGCGAGAUAUGACACGAGCGACGGUCCUCCUGGGCCAGCGAAUCCGACGAGGAUAGCGAGUUGGAGCAGAGGACCUGUCAAAUCGCCACGCUGUCUUAGUCCUUCAUGGACCAGAGAUAUCCUCGACUCGAUCUCGUCGCAUCUCAAAGAAAGUCAAUUGAUUCUGUUUGCGGCAAGAACGAACGCGAGAAAUGCGCGAGGCCUUCUGAAAUUGUGUAAAUGGAGAAAGUGUCAUAGGAGAGGCAGAUUCUCUCUGAAAUAUGAGAAUAAAGAUAAGAUGUGUAUGUAUGUAUGUAUGUAUGUGUGUGUGUGUGUGUGUGUGUGUGUGUGUGUGUGUGUGUGUGUAUGUGAGUGAGAGUUUGACUUUAUUGAUUUACAAAACUGCAAAAGAGGACGGAAAAUGUGCGGAAAUAGGAGAUAUUGCAUCUUCGUGUGUGCGCGUGAAGGAAUGAAUGUACGCGAAUAUUUUUCUCUAAUAGACACUCGUUAGUUACAGUAUAAUUUUCUAUACGUUAUGUCUUUUAGGAAAGAAUAAAUAUAAAAAUAUAAUAUACAUAUAACUGCAUGACACGUACAAAACAGUAAAAUUUCAUUUUAAGCGAUCAUUUAAUGCUAUUAAAUUGUCAAUAUACAAAAUUGCUAAUAAAUUCUUUCUAAAAACCUA